Messenger RNA from Syngnathoides biaculeatus (alligator pipefish), 1098 nucleotides. It is a transcript of the gene chmp5a, whose product is annotated as charged multivesicular body protein 5a. Lineage: Eukaryota; Metazoa; Chordata; Actinopteri; Syngnathiformes; Syngnathidae. Gene Ontology annotation, cellular component: multivesicular body. Gene Ontology annotation, biological process: late endosome to vacuole transport via multivesicular body sorting pathway; vesicle budding from membrane. The transcript is spliced from 8 exons. The record is from RefSeq and is a predicted model, not a curated record. The coding region runs from base 127 to 789 and encodes 220 amino acids.
CAUCAACCAAUCACAAGCCAUCACCAGCGCCUCUCACUUCCGGGUGUCUUCGAUGGCGAAAUCCGUUCACAUUUGACGAUAUUGUGUACUUUAACGCCUUUUAACGCUAAUUUUUCCUAUUAAAAAAUGAAUAGAAUUUUCGGACGCGGUAAACCAAAAGCACCUCCCCCGAAUCUUUCUGACUGUAUCGGCAAUGUUGACGCAAGGGCCGAGUCCAUCGAGAAAAAGAUCAGCAGAUUGGACGCUGAGCUCUUCAAGUAUAAGGAGCAGAUGAAGAAGAUGAGGGACGGGCCCUCGAAGAAUAUGGUGAAACAGAAGGCCAUGCGAGUGUUGAAGCAGAAGAGGAUGUACGAGGGUCAACGGGAGCAGCUGGCUCAGCAGUCUUUCAACAUGGAGCAGGCCAACUACACCAUCCAGACGCUGAAGGACACCAAGUCGACGGUGGAUGCCAUGAAAAUGGGCGCCAAGGAGAUGAAAAAGGCUUACAAGGAUGUCAAACUGGACCAGAUAGACGACCUGCAGGACCAAUUAGAGGACAUGAUGGAGGAUGCCAGCGAAGUUCAGGAGGCCCUCAGUCGCAGCUACGGCACUCCUGAUAUCGACGAGGAGGAUUUGGAAGCGGAGUUGGACGCGCUGGGUGACGAGCUGCUGCUGGACGACGACAGCUCUUACCUGGACGAGGCGUCCGCCGCGCCCUCCAUCCCCGAUAGCCUGCCCGGAGACAGCAAGACAAACAAGGAUGGCGUCUUGGUGGAUGAGUUUGGCCUGCCGCAGAUUCCUGCCACUUAAAAGCAUGCAUAAGCUGCACUUUGACUGAAAACACUUUUUUUUUUUUUUUCCAUUUACUGUAGAAUAACACAAUACAUGAGAUUGGUGACUGCAAUAUAGUGAAGCGCUCCUUGUAUUUGGGUUGCAAUGCGCUAGCCGUGUAAACCCUGUAACAUAUUCCUUUUUAUUUCAUUCAGGAACAUCAUUUCACAUCUUGUUUGGCGUUAUUAGUCAAUGAGUGUACUGAUUUCUUGGUAUUGCUGUGGUGAUUUGUGUGUGGAAAUGAGUGUCUGGAGAUUUAAUAUUUGAAUUAAAUUCUGAUUUAUUGAU